AUGCCGAUCGUAAAUCGGCUCAAAAAGUUCAUUCUUGGCUCCUCUUCGUCGAACGACAAUAACCAGAGGUCAUGCUCGAUACCAGGGGCGAAAUCGAUUCCGGCCGUUGUGAAGAUUGAAACGGAUGUUUCUGAGUACUGGACACUGGACGAAGUGAUUGGCGAUGGUGCAUUCGGAAGUGUCUAUAAAGCGCGCUCGAAACUUGAUCCCGGAAAAGUGGCCGCUGCGAAGGCGAUGGAAUUGGAAGACGACGAAGGCCAGGAUGUGAUGGUGGAAGUAUCUAUUUUGGCUCUGUGCAAGCAUCCCAAUAUUGUCGAACUCUACGAUGCAUUCACAAUGGGCAAUCGUAUUACGCUUCUUCUGGAAUACUGUGGUGGUGGUGCGGUGGAUGGUAUAAUGAUGGAGCUAUCA
Gongylonema pulchrum is the source of this 411-nucleotide messenger RNA. NCBI's taxonomy places the organism in Eukaryota, Metazoa, Nematoda, Chromadorea, Rhabditida, Gongylonematidae. The record is from the annotation of a GenBank genome assembly.